AUUCUAACCUAUAAAUGCGACGUUUGACAGUGUUUGGUAAAUAAACAACGAAUUUAUACGUAAAAUAGGACACAUUUAUACGAAAAAAAUUCAAAAAUGACCGCGCCCCCGCAGGCUUUGGUGAAUCGCAAUAAAAAGCACUUCCUGGGGGUCCCAGCUCCUCUAGGUUACGUAGCGGGUGUUGGAAGAGGAGCGACCGGUUUCACCACUAGAUCUGAUAUUGGUCCGGCUAGAGACGCAAAUGAUGUUUCUGAUGAUCGCCACGCGCCCCCAGCAGCCAAAAGAACGAAGAAGAAAGACGAGGAGGAGGAAAAAGAAGAAGAGGAAGAUUUGAAUGACUCAAACUACGAUGAUUUUAAUGGUUAUGGGGGUUCUCUGUUUUCAAAGGACCCUUACGAUAAGGAUGAUGCCGAAGCGGAUGCGAUUUACGAGGCCAUCGACAAAAGAAUGGAUGAAAAGCGUAAGGAGUAUCGAGAAAAACGUCUUAGAGAAGAAUUGGAGAGGUAUCGUCAAGAGAGGCCAAAAAUCCAGCAACAAUUCUCAGAUUUGAAGAGAGACUUGGGUAUGGUUUCUGAGGAAGAAUGGAGAAACGUUCCGGAAGUGGGAGAUGUCAGAAAUAGAAAGCAGAGGAAUCCUAGGGCUGAAAAAUUCACCCCCUUGCCUGAUAGCGUGCUGGCUAGGAAUUUAGGGGGUGAAGCUUCUAAUAGUAUUGACCCCAACUCUGGAUUGGCCAGCAUGGUGCCAGGGGUGCAAACUCCAGGUAUGUUAACCCCAACAGGAGAUAUGGACCUCAGGAAAAUAGGCCAGGCCAGAAACACUCUUAUGAAUGUCAAACUAUCACAGGUUUCUGACUCUGUAACAGGCCAAACAGUAGUUGAUCCAAAAGGUUACCUCACUGAUUUACAAUCAAUGAUACCAACUUAUGGAGGUGACAUUAAUGACAUUAAAAAGGCCAGACUUUUGCUUAAAUCAGUCAGAGAAACAAAUCCAAAUCACCCGCCGGCCUGGAUUGCCAGUGCGCGUUUAGAGGAAGUAACAGGCAAAGUUCAGGCAGCUAGAAACUUAAUUAUGAAGGGAUGCGAAGUGAAUCCGCAAAGCGAAGAUUUAUGGCUUGAAGCUGCAAGAUUGAACCCACCUGACACCUCCAAAGCUGUCAUAGCCCAGGCUGCAAGGCAUAUACCUACUUCGGUUAGGAUAUGGAUAAAGGCUGCUGAUCUGGAGGACGAGACCAAGGCGAAGCGCAGGGUGUUCCGCAAGGCUCUCGAGCACAUCCCCAACUCCGUUCGGCUCUGGAAGGCGGCCGUGGAGCUGGAAAAUCCGGAGGACGCCAGAAUUUUGCUGUCCAGAGCCGUGGAAUGCUGUCCCACGGCCGUGGAACUCUGGUUGGCCUUGGCCAGGCUGGAAACGUACGAAAACGCGAGAAAAGUUUUGAACAAGGCCAGAGAAAACAUACCUACAGACAAGCAAAUCUGGACGACAGCGGCCAAACUGGAGGAGGCCAACGGCAACCACCACAUGGUGGAAAAAAUCAUCGAGAGAGCCAUAACCUCACUUAGCUCUAACGGGGUGGAAAUCAACCGCGAGCACUGGUUCAAAGAGGCCAUAGAGAGCGAAAAAGGCGGCCACGUGCACUGCUGCAAGGCCAUCAUAAAAUCGAUAAUUACGUGCGGCGUGGAACCUGAGGAUCAAAAACACACGUGGAUGGAAGAUGCAGAGCACUGCGUGAAUCAAGGCGCUUAUGAGUGCGCACGCGCGGUUUACAGCAUCGCUUUGGUGACAUUCCCGGGCAAGAAAUCAAUAUGGCUGAGGGCUUCCUACUUGGAAAAAAACCACGGAUCCCGAGAGAGUUUGGAAUUGUUACUGCAACGCGCUGUCGCUCAUUGUCCGAAAUCGGAGGUUUUGUGGUUGAUGGGGGCCAAAAGCAAAUGGCUCGCCGGGGAUGUCCCGGCGGCCAGAGGCAUCCUAUCGCUGGCCUUCCAAGCCAAUCCCAACAGCGAAGAGAUUUGGUUGGCCGCCGUAAAACUGGAGUCGGAAAAUCACGAAUACGAACGGGCUAGACGCCUGUUGGCCAAAGCCAGAGGUUCCGCUCCCACGCCGCGCGUCAUGAUGAAAUCUGCCAAGUUGGAGUGGUCUUUGAACGACUUGGGCGCCGCUUUAAAUCUGCUGGACGAAGCCAUCAAGGUCUUCCCGGAUUUCCCGAAAUUGUGGAUGAUAACCGGGCAAAUCUACGAACAGAAGAACGAUUUUUCCAAAGCUUUCGACACCUACAACGCCGGGAUCAAAAAAUGUCCAAAUUCAAUCCCACUGUGGAUCUUACUGACAAGGUUAGAAGAAAAACGUGGUUUACUGAUUAAAGCACGUUCCGUAUUGGAAAAAGCGCGCCUAAAAAACCCCAAAAACGAUCAACUUUGGUUGGAGGCCAUACGAGUCGAACUCAGGGCUGGCAUGAAAGAUAUCGCCAACUCCAUGAUGGCCAAAGCGCUGCAAGAAUGCCCCAACAGCGGGAUUUUAUGGUGCGAGGCCAUAUUUUUAGAGCCUAGGCCUCAGAGAAAAACCAAAUCAGUUGACGCUCUGAAAAAGUGCGAGCACGAUCCACAUGUAUUAUUAGCAGUCAGUAAGCUGUUUUGGUCUGAGAGAAAGUUGAACAAGUGCAGGGAAUGGUUUCAACGUACAUUGAAGAUCGAACCUGACCUAGGAGACGCCUGGGCUCACUGGUUCCGGUUUGAACAGUUGCACGGUACAAAAGAACAACAAGAGGAGGUUAAAACACGCUGUUUAGCUGCUGAACCUCACCAUGGAGAGUUAUGGUGUAGUGUGUCAAAGAAUAUUAAAAAUGUAGGGUUAAAUAUAGAGCAAUUACUUACUGCUGUUGCUGUAGAGGUACCUAUACCAGUGUAAUCAAGAAAAAGGAUUU
Brassicogethes aeneus is the source of this 2914-nucleotide messenger RNA. Lineage: Eukaryota; Metazoa; Arthropoda; Insecta; Coleoptera; Nitidulidae. The record is from the annotation of a GenBank genome assembly.